AUGUUCGAGCGGCUCGAUUUCUCCAAUUUUUAUAGCACCAAUACCGCUGAGCGGGAGGGCUUUUGCCGUCAAUUGGUGUCGAGUUUGAAGCAGUUUGGCUUCGCUAGAUUGGCCAAUAUUGGCAUUCCGCCAUCAGAUAUCGACGGAGCCUUUGAGACAAGUCGAGAGUUCUUCCAGCUGCCUUUGGACCAGAAACUGAAAUCUCCGCACCCUCCCACAGCAACUCCCCACCGAGGUUACAGUGCAUUCGGCAUUGAGAAUGUCUCUGCCGUCUCAAACCACGGCACGUCUGUACCAAGGCCCCUGCUGAAAGAUAUGAAGGAAUCAUAUGAUAUUGGAUCGCCACAAGAUGCACUCUAUGGCAACAUAUGGCCGCCACCCGGGGUGCACGACGCAUUCCAGCCCACUUUCACAUCAUUCUUUUCAAGUUGCUAUCGCGCUGAACUAGCCAUCCUUGAAGCCAUUUCCGUUGGCCUAGGGCUCCCCAGGCAGACUCUGAGCCAACUGCAUUCCGAGCAGUCAAACGAAUUGCGCUUGACGCAUUAUCCUGCCGUACCACGUGGCGAAUUCUCCCACUCGACUCGCAUUGCAGCUCACACUGAUUUCGGCACCAUUACAUUAUUGUUCCAAGACGACGUUGGUGGAUUGCAAAUGGAACUGCCGUCCGGAAGUGGUGAAUUUGUUGAUAUCGAGAGUGGAGGCCGUUACGAGUGUAUACUCAAUGUGGGAGACUGUCUGCAGAUGUGGACCGGAUUAUGCAGCGCUCGGCAUCGCGUACACUUGCCUAGCUUAUUAGCGCAGGAAGAUCAGACGGGACCAAUGCAAGAUACGGUAGCGGAACGCUUUUCCAUUGCGUAUUUUGCGAAGCCCAAUCGAGCGGCGAGUUUACGCCCACUGCUACACGACACAGCGAAAGCAAAAGACGUGUCAUUUAUGACAGCGGGCGAGUUUCAACAUAUGAGGAUCUCAGGAACAUACUAG
This is a messenger RNA of Trichoderma breve, 981 nucleotides long. Its product is annotated as 2OG-Fe(II) oxygenase superfamily domain-containing protein. The transcript has 4 exons. The coding region runs from base 1 to 981 and encodes 326 amino acids. Gene Ontology annotation, molecular function: dioxygenase activity. The record is from RefSeq and is a predicted model, not a curated record. NCBI's taxonomy places the organism in Eukaryota, Fungi, Ascomycota, Sordariomycetes, Hypocreales, Hypocreaceae.